UCAAGGUCAGUAUAUAUCUAAUAUAUGCAUACAUAUAUAUAGACCUCCCACCAUCUGCCUUGUAGUUUGGUUGUUGUAAAUUUAGCUGAAUCUUCAAUGGAACCCAAGAUUUUGAUAUCUCAACCAAAAUUCACACCGUGUUAUGGUGCUUUCCCUUUUUGUCUCUCGUAUAAAUCCUCACUGCUUCAAAAACCCAGACUUCCGUUAGCUGCCCAGCUCUCAGUAAGUAAACAAGAGCUAGAAAAGACUCCAUUUCUAGGAAAAAGUUUGGGUUUUGGAGGAAAGAUUGAAUCUUUGGGUGGCUUGAGGAAAACCCAUUUGCCCAUUUCUCCAAUCAGAGCUGCUGUCAAAAGGAGGAAAGAGCUCCCCCUUGAUAAUGUAAUUCAAAGGGAGAAGAAGCUUAAGCUGGUUUUGAAAAUUAGGAAGCUUCUGAUGAGCCAGCCCAACAGAGUCAUGGCACUUAGAGAAUUAGGGAAGUAUAGGAAAGCAUUGGGUCUCCAGGGAAAUCGAAGAUUCAUUGCUUUGUUGAAAAAAUUUCCUGCAGUGUUUGAGAUAAUGGAGGAAGGGGCUUAUUCACUUAAGUUUAAGUUGACUCCUGAGGCUGAGAGGCUCUACUUAGAGGAACUGCAGGCUAGGAACGAGAUGGAGGAUUUGUUGGUUAUCAAGUUGAGGAAACUGCUAAUGAUGUCUGCAGAUAAACGGAUUCUUUUGGAGAAGAUUGCACAUUUGAAGAGUGAUUUGGGGCUUCCUUUCGAAUUCCGCGACACAAUUUGUCGCCGAUACCCACAGUAUUUCAAGGUGGUUGAAACUGGACGAGGGCCAGCAUUAGAGUUGACUCAUUGGGAUCCGGAACUUGCUGUCUCUGCUGCAGAGCUUGCAGAAGAGGAAAACAGGCAACGGGAGCUGGAAGAGAGGAAUUUGAUUAUUGAUAGAGUGCCAAGGUUCAAUCGGGUGAAGCUACCCAAGGGUCUUAAUCUUUCAAAGGGCGAGAUGAGAAGAAUAUGUCAGUUCAGAGAUAUACCCUAUAUUUCACCCUACUCUGACUUCUCUGAGAUAAGGUCUGGCUCCCCUGAGAAAGAGAAGCAUGGUUGUGGUGUUGUGCAUGAGCUCUUGAGCCUCACAGUGGAAAAAAGAACUCUUGUUGAUCAUCUCACUCAUUUUAGAGAGGAAUUUAGAUUUUCUCAGCAGUUGAGAGGGAUGUUGAUAAGGCACCCUGAUAUGUUUUAUGUCUCUCUAAAAGGUACUAGGGACUCAGUUUUUCUUCGUGAAGCAUAUCACGAUUCUCAAUUAAAAGAGAAAGAUAGAUUAUUACUUAUCAAGGAAAAGAUGCGUUCCCUUGUUUCUGUUCAACGAUUUGCAUGGAGGGGCGUAGGGAAGAGGGAUGCAGAUAAACUAGAUGGAACUAAGCCCAAAGAUGAAGACAGUGGAGAGGAAGGUGAAGAGGGUUCAGACAUUGAUAAUUUACUAAGUGAUGGAUUUGAUGAAGAUGGUGAGGAUUAUGAUGAAAAUGAUGAAGAUUUUGAAGGUGAUUGGAGCGAUGAAGAUGAUGAUUUACCCCCCGACUUCACUGAUGAUGAUGAAAUUACAAACCUAGAAAAUGUUAAAUCAAGCAGAAAGGUUGAUGACCCAAUGAAAAAGGAUGAGAAGAUUCUUGUACCUGUUUUCCCCGAUGGCCGGCCAAGAGAACGCUGGUGAUAACAUAUGAAAACUUGAUAUUUUAAUCUUUCAUCUUUUGCCAUUGGAUGUCCAAAAAGCUAGUAAUCCAUUGAAAAGGAUGCGGUUCAACUGUUCAGAAGCUGUGUGCUUUUGGGAGAAUGUUAUUUCUUAAUGCAGUUCGCUUCUUGGAGACCUUUAACAGAUGGUACUGCUGUAGUGGAGAGUGAAAGAAAUUAUUGUUUAAGCUUCACUUCAAUUUUGUUGGACAUGGUAACUCUUCUCCAAUAUUAAAGACACUACUGGAGCUUUGUAGACCUGUUGAUCUCACAGCUUGUUUAGAGGAUUCAAUAUGUUUCUUUGUCACAUAAGACAACAUAAUCUUCAUGGCUUAUAGUUAGAUUUGAGCUUUAUGUUUGAUUUUGGUUGAACUAUAUAUAUAACACUUUUAGAUCUGUUUUACUUGUUGAACUAAUGUUAAUCCGUAAAACCAGUGUGCCA
Messenger RNA from Ipomoea triloba (trilobed morning glory), 2154 nucleotides. RefSeq names its product protein WHAT'S THIS FACTOR 1 homolog, chloroplastic. Gene Ontology annotation, molecular function: RNA binding. Bases 97 to 1695 code for a protein of 532 amino acids. The record is from RefSeq and is a predicted model, not a curated record. NCBI's taxonomy places the organism in Eukaryota, Viridiplantae, Streptophyta, Magnoliopsida, Solanales, Convolvulaceae. The transcript has a single exon.